Messenger RNA from Nannospalax galili (Upper Galilee mountains blind mole rat), 2259 nucleotides. It is a transcript of the gene Otop2, whose product is annotated as otopetrin 2. Gene Ontology annotation, molecular function: proton channel activity. Gene Ontology annotation, cellular component: membrane. Lineage: Eukaryota; Metazoa; Chordata; Mammalia; Rodentia; Spalacidae. The record is from RefSeq and is a predicted model, not a curated record. Gene Ontology annotation, biological process: proton transmembrane transport. The transcript is spliced from 8 exons. The coding region runs from base 272 to 1963 and encodes 563 amino acids.
CACCGAGGACAGCAGUAGUGGGAGUAAAGGAAGAAGGAACUUUGGAUCACUCUGAGGGCAGCUCGGAGAAAAGAUGGAUCAUGUGAGUGGGACUGAGAGGUUUAUGGAGCCCAGGUCUUGCGGCUGUAAAUCACUCUGCCCUCUCGGGUAUAAAGCACCCGUCCAGCCCAGCGUGGGAGAGAGAAGACGCUCACCACCCCCUGACCCCCAACUCCGUGGCGGCCCCGGGCCCAAGCAGUGAUCCUUUCAGCCUCUGCCAGUCGCCCCCACCAUGUCGGAGGAACUGGUCCCGCACCCCAAUGAGAGCCUGCCGGCGCCUCGGACCGGCCCCCGUGAGGUGUGGAAAAAAGGCGGCCGCCUGCUGUCUGUGCUGCUGGCGGUGAACGUGCUGUUGUUGGCCUGCACGCUCAUCAGUGGAGGCGCCUUUAACAAAGUGGCCGUGUAUGAUACCGACGUGUUCGCGCUGCUCACAACCAUGAUGCUACUGGCUGCUCUGUGGAUAAUCUUUUACCUCCUCCGCACUUCGCGCUGCCCGGAUGCGGUGCCCUAUCGGGAUGCGCAUGCUGGGCCCAUCUGGCUCCGAGGUGGGCUGGUGCUGUUUGGGAUCUGCACUCUCGUCAUGGACGUCUUCAAGACCGGCUACUAUUCCAGUUUCUUUGAAUGCCAGUCAGCCAUCAAGAUCCUGCACCCCAUCAUUCAGGCUGUGUUUGUUAUUGUCCAGACUUACUUUCUCUGGGUCUCUGCUAAAGACUGUAUACAUGCCCACCUGGACCUGACCCGGUGUGGGCUCAUGCUCACCCUUACCACCAACCUGGCCAUCUGGAUGGCUGCUGUCGUGGAUGAGUCUGUGCACCAGGCCCACUCUUACAGCGACUCUCUUGGCAACACCAGUCACACCCGCCUCUCCCCUGACCGAGAAAGUGCAGGGAGCACAGGUGGAAGAGACCCAUGUCCCUGCAGCACGGCCAUCUGCCAGAUCUUCCAGCAGGGCUACUUCUACCUGUAUCCCUUCAACAUCGAGUACAGCCUCUUUGCCUCCACUAUGCUCUAUGUAAUGUGGAAGAACGUGGGCAGGCUGCUGGCCUCCACCCAAGGCCACGGCCACACACUAUCCCGGGUCAGCCUCUUCCGGGAGACCUUUUUUGCCGGCCCAAUCCUAGGGCUGCUCCUCUUUGUGGUAGGGCUGGCUGUCUUCAUCGUCUAUGAAGUCCAGGUGAGCGGAGAGAGAGACCACACCCAGCAGGCCCUAGUUACCUACUACAGCUUCAAUAUCGUCUGUCUGGGGCUCAUGACCUUGGUCAGCCUGAGUGGCUCAGUUAUCUACCGUUUCGACCGCCGGGCCAUGGACCACCAUAAGAACCCCACACGUACCCUGGACGUGGCCUUGCUGAUGGGUGCCGCCCUGGGCCAGUAUGCCAUCUCCUACUACUCUAUCGUAGCUGUCGUGGUGGGCACACCCAAGGACCUCCUGGGGGCACUCAACUUGGCACAUGCUCUGCUCGUGAUCGCCCAGCACACCUUCCAGAAUGUGUUCAUCAUCGAGAGCCUCCACCGGGGACCACCUGGGGCUGAACCUCAUGAGAUGCCCCCCAAGGAGCCUUGCCAAGGUCUCACCUUCAACAAUCUGGAUGCCCUCCAUACCUUACCUGCCUGCCCACCCACUCCCAGGCUGGUCAGCCCCAACCCAGAAAGUUCUCAGGAGGCAGUGGCCAUCAUUUCAGCCCCUAGGUGCCACUGGCGACGUCGGUGCCUAAAAGACAUCUCUUUGUUUCUCCUACUCUGCAAUAUCAUUCUGUGGAUCAUGCCUGCCUUUGGUGCCCGCCCGCACUUCAGCAACACUGUGGAGGUGGACUUCUACGGCUACUCCCUUUGGGCGGCUAUCGUGAACAUUUGCCUGCCUUUCGGCAUCUUCUACCGCAUGCAUGCUGUCUCCAGCCUGCUGGAGGUCUACGUGCUGUCCUGAAGUUUCACACAGAGACAUAGUGAAGGAACCCCAGCCCCUCUGGGAAUGAACCCCAGGCUGGCAAUCACUCCCUGCCAGCCCCAGACUGGAAUUUUCACAAAAAUUUAUUUUUCCAGGAUGAAUUUUUAAAUCAAAAUCAGGACAUGCCCAUCUACCCCUAUAUAUAUCUCCCUGGGACUUGGGGCAAUCAAGGCAGGAAGAUCUCUCCCUGCAUCAUUCCUAGGAGCAGGGUUUAGAAGUGCAGGCUCACCCUAAUCCCAACCUUGCAGCCUGGCCAGAGCAGUGUGUGGAGCUGG